This is a messenger RNA of Mollisia scopiformis, 1923 nucleotides long. RefSeq names its product CoA-dependent acyltransferase. The coding region runs from base 1 to 1893 and encodes 630 amino acids. Lineage: Eukaryota; Fungi; Ascomycota; Leotiomycetes; Helotiales; Mollisiaceae. The transcript has 2 exons. Gene Ontology annotation, molecular function: acyltransferase activity. The record is from RefSeq and is a predicted model, not a curated record.
AUGGCAACUGAAUCGUUUGUCAACGUCCUUCCAAAUUUUAAACCCUUUUUAUCCUCUGCUGCUCACCCACGUCAACUCGCGGCCUCACUAAAGAAGCUAUUCAUAGGUUGGAGCCAAUCUCAUUUGACAGCUUAUUCGGAGGAUGAGAUCGUAUCCUUGAUUACCAAAGCAAAAAAACAUGAUGCUGGAAUCCCCAACUAUCCACUUCCCAGUAUCGAUCGCCUUUAUUCCGAGUACUCAGCCAUAUUUGAUCAAGUUCAAGAAGGACUUCCCUCUGGCAGCUAUGACCAAUUAAGAUUGACACACCAGGCCUUUGCGGAGGCUUUCAGUGCUAUUACGAGUCAGAUGCCGGUAGAAGAAUGUACGAACUGGCAUACCGCGAUAUAUGAACAUCGAAUGCUGGCUCGAAGAUGCGCCUUAAAGGAGACUUCCAUGGCCGUACUCUUAGGCCACGCUUCUAAAGAUCAAGCUACCACUGCAGGCCUUGCACUGCACGCCCUCGCGGUAGCCUAUCGAAGCCCAGCACUCUUCUCCGUCAUUGGUACUGACGGAAAGGGGAAAAACUUUGAGAUGAUGCAAGUGGCACAUACAUUGGCAACGUGCAGAAUUCCAGGCUCAAACGUGGACUUCUUGAAGACCAGCCCUGAAUCCACUUACGCUCUCGUUUGGUAUCAGAACCAUGCAUACAAAGUCGAUAUACUAGACUCGAACUUUCGACCUCACUCUGCCACAACCAUCAUUCAGCAAAUCCGAUACAUCUUCCUCCUAACAGCCAAGGGUCGUGGUCAAAAUUCAGUAUGCGAGUAUUCCAGCACUUUACAACGACAAGACUGGGCGCAGUUGCGUAACCGUCUUCGAAAGACAAAUUCGAGAGCAGUUGAGCAAAUGGAGGGUGCCAUUACCUCGGUGGCACUGCAUGAAUUGUGUCCCCAGGAUUCAGCAAAGCGAUUAGUGUUGAUCAGAGAAGACCAGUCAUGUAUGUAUUCUGAUCAAACACUUGGACUUAGCGUCUUCUCCGAUGGGGAAUUGGCCAUGCGUUUUGAUCACGCUGCCGUCGAUGGUGGUGCUGCGUGCCACUUUGUUGGAUUUAUGGACUAUAUAAUGAAACGCUCAAGCGCUACUCGGGGAACUGCGUUGGUGUUGUCACCAAGGAGAAUCGAAUUCUUCGACCUGGAGGACAGUAGGCAGUACGUGCGUCUCCCAGCUCGCAUGCCGGCGCAGCGUUCAACCACCUUGUCCGUCCACAUCGAUAGCAAACUGCUCUCGAGCCUCCGAAAAUCAAAGCUCGUUGAUACAAUUCUACAAUUGAGCUUCCAAGCAGCAAUCCUGUCUCACAAAAACGACGGUCUCCCUCUCCGAGUGAUGGAACCUGUCGCCAUGCGUCACUUCUCGGGAGGCCGCAUUAUUCCACAACUCGUUUCGACACCCACAUCUCACACUUUUUGCAAGGAACUCAUACGGAGUGACGCAAGCUCAGAUAUGAGCGCGCAACUGCUUCUCCAGGAACUUUUUCAACAUGCACUUGCUGAGCAUCGUCGCAUACUCAGUGACACCAAGCAAGGGAAUACACUUGCAAACAACGCUCUGCUACUCGAGCAAUGCGUCCAGCUUCUUCCCCAAUCGCAGCAGAAAGCGGCUGCAGGAAUGGUGCUGCGGGAAAGUUUCACAUAUGAUGCAAGUUUUACUGGUGCUCCUUUUGCGCCGCACGUCAUGUCUAUGGAAAGUGCAUUACGGCGGGACAACUUCAUUGCUGGGUGUUAUGUGGGGCAUAGUGACAAACUUGUCAUCAGUCUGAUCGCUUCAGGUACUCAUAUGGCGAAGAUUGAGGAGUUGAAGAUGGAUCUGGAAAGGUUGAUUUGCGAAGUUAUUGAUUUGAAGCGGGGUCUAGCGUAAAAGCGGGUACAGGAGUUGUGGAGUUUAUUU